AUGGACUCUGUGGAGUUGGAAAAUAAGCACCACCACCACCACAACCCUCCUCCUCCUUACCGCCGCCACCUCCCUCCUCCUCCUCCUCCUCACCCCCACCACCACCACCAUCAAUUCUCUUAUAUAUCUCCUCAUUGCCCACAUCACAGUUAUCUUUUACGGCAAAAGAAUCAUUCACAAUCAUGCCCUUUUUUCACCAGUCGCUCCUCCCCUCAGAACACGGAACCAUUUGCUUUUGUUCAAUCCCAAACCCAUCAGGGUUCUGAGUGCAACGAAACGCACAAUAACUCCCUGAUGACACGGGAUGAGAUCAAGAAACUGGAGCUGGAAGAGGAAGAGGAGCCAGUCUUUGUUCUAACAGACGAAUGGAAGGAAUUCUUUGCUAAAUCUGAAGCCAAAAGGAGGCUAGCAAAGAAGCAGGCUAAGAAAAAGGGGAAGACUUAG
Molecule: messenger RNA, 444 nt
Organism: Fraxinus pennsylvanica
Lineage: Eukaryota; Viridiplantae; Streptophyta; Magnoliopsida; Lamiales; Oleaceae
Source: the annotation of a GenBank genome assembly